AUGUUUACACUCUCCCACAUAACCUUUCUCUACUUCAAUUUACUGGUUCAUCGUUGCUUCAAACUUCCCUCUGAUUCAUUCUUAUUCAUCAACACCGUGACCUUUAUGUUGCAGAGCUUCCAUAAUAAGAAAUCUCUCCCGGUUUCUAAUAACACCACAUAUGACCCAUCACCACCACCAGCGGGAGUCAGAAUGCACCAAAGGAUCUCCUCAAUGACAUUUCAUAUCCAACCACCAACAAUGUCAGAUACAACCGUGUGGGUCGUGGGCGUUAUGCAUCUCCAAAUCAGUAUCUUCAAUGGGGAAUCGGCGUCCACAUCCAUCAGGAACUGGUAG
Messenger RNA from Lactuca virosa, 336 nucleotides. The record is from the annotation of a GenBank genome assembly. NCBI's taxonomy places the organism in Eukaryota, Viridiplantae, Streptophyta, Magnoliopsida, Asterales, Asteraceae.